Brienomyrus brachyistius is the source of this 4799-nucleotide messenger RNA. RefSeq names its product ectodysplasin-A-like. The transcript is spliced from 8 exons. Bases 164 to 1267 code for a protein of 367 amino acids. Lineage: Eukaryota; Metazoa; Chordata; Actinopteri; Osteoglossiformes; Mormyridae. Gene Ontology annotation, molecular function: tumor necrosis factor receptor binding; death receptor binding; death receptor agonist activity. Gene Ontology annotation, cellular component: membrane. The record is from RefSeq and is a predicted model, not a curated record. Gene Ontology annotation, biological process: animal organ development; immune response.
GGGUCGCAGAGUGGCGAUUGACUCGGUUUGCAACUGCGUUAUUCAGUUUGACUACGGGAGGAUAUUAAACUUGUUUUCAUGCGCUAUGUGCCUAGAUGCUACUAAUCAUUUCUAAAUUGAACCGUAUAAAAUAUACCAUUAUUACUAAAUAAAUUUCAUUUACAUGGCAUCUAAACUUUUGUCUGAAGAGUUUGCAAAUUUGGACGAGAAAGCAAUGAAAUCCGAACUUUCUUCAACCUGCAUAUGCAAGAAACAAUGUAACAAUUGUAAAAUCUUCCUGAUUUUCUUCGUAUUGUCCCUUUCUUUGCAUUUGAUCACGCUUUCCUGCUAUUUGGAUCUCCGGUAUGAAGUCAAACGCGAGAUUUUACAAAAAAACAGAAAUGAAGGUUUAACACCGGGUUCAGCUGUGGUAGAUGAACCGUUUCCCCCGGAAUUCCAGAGAGUGGACGUCGGCUACACUACAGCGGACAAACAGGGUCGUUCGGCUACAAAGACUGAGGAUUGCAGAAGCCAAAGUGAAGAAGAGGAAACAGUUAUUCAUCGAACCAAAAGGAGCAGAAGUAAGCUGCCCGAUUCAGAAUCAAAUGGAAAAAGAAAAGAAAAGAAAAAAGGCAGGAAAGGGCAGCCUGGUGCCCCCGGGCCUCCGGGGCCUCAGGGACCUCAAGGGCCCCCUGGAAUCCCUGGUAUACCUGGGAUCCCAGGCAGCAAUGCCAUGGGCCCCUCCGGGCCACCUGGACUCCCAGGACCAACGGGCCCCCCAGGGCCACAGGGCCCCCCAGGCCUACAAGGACCUGCAGGAGGAAUGGAUAAAAGAGCGAGAGAGACUGUGCAGCCUGCUGUGGUACAUUUGCAAGGCCAGGAAACUACUAUCCAGGUCAAGGAAGAAGGGAUCCUCAGAAACUGGAAAAUGAUUUCCAUUCAUCACAAGGUGUUCAAGAUGCACUCGAGGUCUGGCGAGCUGGAGGUGCUGCUUGACGGGAUGUACUUCAUCUAUAGUCAGGUAGAAGUCUACUUCCUGAACUUCACCGACAUCGCUAGCUAUGAAGUCAUGGUGGACAAGACCCCCUUCCUGCGCUGCACACGCAGCAUCGAGGCAGGCCAGCGUAAGUUCAACACCUGCUACACCGCCGGCGUCUGCCUGCUACGCGCUCGCCAGAGGAUCGCCAUUAAGAUGGUAUAUGAGGACACCUCCAUUAGCAUGAGCAACCACACCACCUUCCUGGGGAGCAUCCGACUAGGAGAGGCCCCGCCAGCCAGCCACUCCUGAACACCACCACCUGCCCCACCCCUCAAACAGCUGACACCCUUUACCCGCAGUGCUGCCACGUCAUCCCACCAUAACACUGACAUUUCUCCCCGCAAUAGAAAACGAAAAUCCAGUGGGGGAUUUUAUCUUUGGUCCAUAUCGCCUGCCGCUUCUGCUCGAUCGCUGACUAUUCUUACCCUGUCCUGUGUUAAUAGGGCUGAAUGGACACAGAAUUCCUGUGCUACUCAAACUUACUAUCAAAGAGGAAAAUGGUAACCUUCCAGGCACAGCAGAGGUGCAUAAGCCUUAUACACAAUUUGUUUAAUGAAACGUUCUUUUGUUUUAUAAAUAUUAUUUGAAAACAUUUUUGUUCUGGAGAAGAACAACAAACAGCCGCUUUCUUAAUUCAUAAGAAAACUGAUCUUGCAUAUUGUCUAAUUUAAACUAUUUUAAACGUUUUGAAAAUUAUAAACCUGCUAUAAUCUACUGGUGAAGAAGAGGCGAUGGCAGCUUUCGAAGAUGUGCAGUGUAUACAUUUACAUUGGCAUGUAUUAAAAUGUGCAUGCAUGCGCGCACACGCACACACACACAAAGAACGCUAAUUUGAAAAUUUCACUGGGCCAGAAUAUUAAACAAUGCACUGCCCUUUUGUUGGUAUUAAAUAUUGUUACCCCUUAUAACAAUUCAUAGACUGCAAAGGAUUGAAAUUAUUUUCCUGCUCUAUUAACUUAAGUUAAAUUUAGAAAGUCAUCAUAAAAUAUCUCCAAAUUCUCUGGAAAAAUUUGUGGAAAAUUGUAAAAAGCCAGCUUUUAAUAGCAUAAUUACAGCAUUCUGAUACAGUCUCAAUUGUACAUUACGUCUUGUAUUAUUUUAGCUUAACCUCUGACUUCUGCGAAUACAUAAUGAACAUCCAUGGUUACGGAAUUUGUGUAUAAGACUAUGACUUACAGUACUUUUGUUAAGAUGGGAAAUUUUCAGAAAAUUAAAGAUACAAUAUUGCACUAGACCCGGGUUCGAGUCUCCGCCUGGAUCACAUGUUUGUGGAGUUUGCAUGUUCUCCCCAUGUCGUUGUGGGGUUUCCUCCGGGUACUCCGGUUUCCCCCCACAAUCCAAAGACAUGCUGAGGCUAAUUGGAGUUGCUAAAUUGCCUGUAGGUGUGCAUGUGUGAGUGAAUGGUGUGUGAGUGUGCCCUGCGAUGGGCUGGCCCCCCAUCCUAGGUUGUUCCCUGCCUCGUGCCCAUUGCUUCCGGGAUAGGCUCCGGAACCCCUGCGACCCAGUAGUAUAAGCGGUUUGGAAAAUGGAUGGAUGGAAUAUUGCACUGUUUAUACACCCAAGACCCAAAAGGCUAUGUUCACAUUACAAGCCUCAUUGUCGAAUUCCGAUUUUUUGUUUAGAUUGGAUUUGCCUGUCUUGAUGGUUCACAAUCAUAAUCACAAGUGACCUGUAUCUAUCUCUUAUGUGAAGGCAUCUGUCUGCUGAAGUGGUUCACUGACGUACACUGGUAUGUCACCAACAAAAAGAAAAUGCUUUGUGCACGUAUACAGGCUUCGCAUCAGCUUGUUAAUGCAAACAUAGCCUAAGACUGCCUAUCUACGUGGAGUAAAUAAUGUUGACUAUCUAGUGAAAAUGGUGUGUGUCAAGGUCUGGGAUAUAUUAGAUUGUAAGCUAACAUUCAGGACAAGAAAAGGUAAAAAUGUGAGUGACUUUGAUGGGCUACAUCAUUAUGGCAAGAUGGCUGGUUCAGAGCAUUUCCGAAACGGCAAGGCUUGUGUGGUGCUCACGGUCAGCCGUGGUGAGAACCUACUGAGAGGGAUCUGAGGAGGGGAAAACCACGAAUCGCUAACAGGGUGUUGGGCCGCCAAGAUUGAUCAAUGCCAGAUGUAAAUGAGGGUCGUCCCGUGUGGCACAAAGCGGCAUAAGAGCUACUGUGGCAGAAAUGGCAGAUAAUUUUGAUGAGGAUCCCUGGAGUAACGUGUCAGAUCACACAGCACAUGGAGUCUUUCUGUCCCUGGGACCAUGCAGCCGUGCGUCGGCCUUGUAGGUCCAAUGCAUCCAAAGGCCAGUUACAAUCCCUGUGUGCCCAUUGUAGGCGCUUCUGAGGGUGGACAGUGGUCAGCAGGGCCAAGAUGCCCUUAGUGCUCUGACACUUUACUCCUGAGACCAGCAUGAAAAUUAUCGGCCAUUUGUGCCACACCAGCCAUCUUUGUUAGUUUUACUAUACUAGCUUUCUUUCACAGCCCGCAUUGAUGAGCUGCUCAAAACCCUGUUGAUGGUUCGUGGUUUUGCCCUCCUCAGACCACUGUGAGCAGAUGCUCACUACGGCUGCUGCUUGCGGUUGCCUUGUGAGGUGCAGGUGCUCACUAUGGCCGCUGCUUGCGGUUGCCUUGUGAGGUGCAGGUGCUCACUAUGGCCGCUGCUUGCGGUUGCCUUGUGAGGUGCAGGUGCUCACUAUGGCCGCUGCUUGCGGUUGCCUUGUGAGGUGCAGGUGCUCACUAUGGCCGCUGCUUGCGGUUGCCUUGUGAGGUGCAGGUGCUCACUAUGGCUGCUGCUUGUGGUUGCCUUGUGAGGUCCCCACAAGCCGUACUGUUUUGGAGAUGCUCUGAUCUAGUCAUCAGGCCAUAAUGAUUUGGCCCUUGUCAUUAUCACUGGCCAUGUGUUCUGCAUUCAACAUGUCAACUACCAGUACUGAAUGUUAGCUUGUUAAUGUAUCCCAGACCUUGAUAUGCACUGAUUGUUCUAGAUAGUCAACAUUAUUCACAUCUUGUGGGAAUGGUCAUAAUGUUUUAGCUUAUUGCUCUAUGUGUACAUGUGUAUAUGAAUGAAUAUGAAGACACCCCACUGUUUAUCAACAGGUAACUUUAUUGUUUUAAUGCAACAGCAAAAUACAGGUUUAUAAUUAAGUGUCCUUGUCAAAAGUUCAGCAUAUUUCACAAAAUGUGAUGUAAAGGAAUUAAAUAAUGAAUCUUACUUGAACUAUUCUCUUUUGUUCUUUAACAAACUGCUAGUACGACUAAAUUGAACCAUAAGCAUAAGAUUGAUUUUUUUUUUUUUUUGCCAAUCAGACCCUCAAACCAAACCGAUGUCGUGGUCAGUUCUGGUUUCACAGAACAAUAAUGUGGCAAUAAUGACAUCAUCCUUAUCAUAAGGAUGAUGGAUUCAAAGGUAAUUUCACUCAAAUGGGUUUAGGAAUUUUACUUUCAAGCUGUAUAACCUUUUGUAUGUCUUAAAAGUUUAACAAUAUUUUUGUUGUUGUCUGGAGUUGUAAUAUCAAUGACAUGCGUUUGUUUUAUUUAUAAUUGGCAACUUAACACGAACAGCAUACCCACACCUAAACUAUGCUGUUCCAUUCUUAAGCAGUAUUUUCUGAAACAUAAAUUCAUGCUACUUUUUGGGACAAUAUACAAUGUAAGGUUUCAGUGCCGUGGUCAUUACUGGACAGUUUUCUUUGUGAUAUUUACAGUCCCUUAAAGGUUCAUUGUAGCUGCCACUUCACUUGAAUUAUGGAGUGAAUCAUCCAGAAUGUCAUGUACAUUUUUAUAAUACUGUGAUUGUA